AUGACCCCAUACCUUACAUACAUCCGCGUCCUCCGCAACCACACCGGCUGGAAACUGCUCGCCGGCCUCAACACGCUCCAUCACACCUUCAUGUACGCAUAUUUCGGCGGAGUUGCCAGUUUCAGACCGAUUCUACCUUUCACGGGUUUGCUGCAGCUCAUGGUCGGUUUAGUGGGCGAAGCAGUGAUCGUGCAUACUAAAAAUAACAGUAGGUUAGUGGAAGAGGCGGUGGUCCUGUGGCCGCAUAUUGUUUCGGCGGCUCUGCUGGGAAUGUACUUUGUGCUUUUUGCUUUUGAGCUUAUGGCGUUGGCGCGGAAGCAGAAGAAUGGGCGUGGAAAAGUUACAGUUGGGGUAACUAAUGAUCUAGAUGAGAAUCAGGGUGGCAUAUUUGUGUCGAGGUCGGAAUUGAAGACUUAA
This is a messenger RNA of Histoplasma capsulatum G186AR, 417 nucleotides long. RefSeq lists its product as uncharacterized. The coding region runs from base 1 to 417 and encodes 138 amino acids. The transcript has a single exon. Lineage: Eukaryota; Fungi; Ascomycota; Eurotiomycetes; Onygenales; Ajellomycetaceae. The record is from RefSeq and is a predicted model, not a curated record.